CCCGCGGCCUGAGAUAUGACCUCUCUGCUUGCCGCAGUUCCCCCAUCAGAAGACCGUGGAGGGAGGCUGGGGACCCGCUGUGCAGCCUCCUUCGUCCCUCCUCACGGACGCGGUGGACUCUCUGCACGUCCAGGGAAUAAGAAAGAUGACCCAAAGCAGCACACUUUACAUUUUUUUUUUUUUAGCUAUAAGAAAUGCCUUUUGUCUCCAAAUUGUCAUCAGGAUCACAGCCAACGUCUUCCUGCUCCUCUUCCACAUCCUCACUUUCCUUCUCCAGUGCAGGACCAGGCCCACGGACAUGGCCAUUGCUCACCUGGCCCUGAUUCAUCUGCUGAUGCUCAUAAUCAGGGUGCACCUGGACCUGGGCAUUUUGGGGGUUCUGGACUUUUGGAACAACUUCACAUGUAAAGCCAUCUUCUACUUGUACAGGCUGAUGAGGAGCCUGUCUGUCACCACCACCAGCCUGCUGAGUGUCCUGCAGGCCACCACCCUCAACCACAGAAGUUCCUUUCUGAACAAGUCCAAGCACAUGUCACCACAAUGCAGUCUGUGGACCUUGCUCACGCUCUGGGUGUUCAACAUGUUCUUCACUGUCCGCAUCUUGGUCACCAUGGAAGGUCCCUCCAAUGACACAGCAGCUUUCAGGUUUGUCUCUGAAUCCUGCACUGUAACCCCCACAGGUCACCAUUUCAGGACCUUCUUUUCCGUGACAGGAAUACUCCGGGACAUUUUCCUUCUCGGGCUCAUGGCCGUCUCCAGUGGGUAUAUGGUGGCCCUCCUGUGCAGGCAUAAGAGGCAGUGCCAGCACCUCCACAGCACCAGCCUGUCCCCAAAAGCUUCCCCAGAAGUGAGGGCCAUCAGGACCAUCCUGCUGCUCAUGGGACUCUUUGCGCUCAUGUACAUUGUGGACUGUGUGUUCGGGACCGAUGCACAGCGAGGAUCCCACUCACCUGGUGGUCCAGAUGCUGGUGGGCAAUGGCUAUGCUACCCUCAGUGCCUUGUUGCUGAUCUGUGCUGAAAAAUGAAUAAUCAAUUUCUUCCAAUCUACACUGGGGAAGGAGAGGAAAUGUUUACACAAUGCCAGAUAACCCCUUCUUUUCUCACCUUCCACUUUACUUCUGAAUUUCCACAAAUGGGUUUGGGAGACUGAGGCAGGAGGAUUGCAUGUUGGAGGCCAGCCUCAGCAACUUAGGAAGGCCCAAAGCAACUCAGUGAGACCCUGUCUCUAAAUAAAAUAUAAAAAGGGAUGGAGAAAGGGCUCCGUGGUAAAGUGGCUCUGGAUUCAAUCCCUGGUAUGAAAAUUUUAAAAAAGACUAAUUCACUGAUUUAGUAUGCAUAAUCUUACUAUGGAUCACCAAAGCAGAUAUCAUUCACUGUCCACAUUACACAAAGUGUGCUCACCCUUGGAUGGAAAAAUUCAUGUUGUAAGAACUACUUUGCUUCAUCAUAGCAAGAGAAAAAUAUACAUAAGUACAACUCUGUGUGCCUGAA
Messenger RNA from Ictidomys tridecemlineatus (thirteen-lined ground squirrel), 1491 nucleotides. NCBI's taxonomy places the organism in Eukaryota, Metazoa, Chordata, Mammalia, Rodentia, Sciuridae. The record is from RefSeq and is a predicted model, not a curated record.